This is a messenger RNA of Anguilla rostrata (American eel), 4034 nucleotides long. Its product is annotated as flavin-containing monooxygenase 5-like. The record is from RefSeq and is a predicted model, not a curated record. NCBI's taxonomy places the organism in Eukaryota, Metazoa, Chordata, Actinopteri, Anguilliformes, Anguillidae. The coding region runs from base 1795 to 3492 and encodes 565 amino acids. The transcript has 9 exons. Gene Ontology annotation, molecular function: flavin adenine dinucleotide binding; N,N-dimethylaniline monooxygenase activity; NADP binding.
CCGACGCAGGUAAGAGCGACACACCCCUCACACGCCACACGCCCCUAAGCCGCUGGGGUUCCCCUCCCACGUGCCUCCUUAACCCUGCAAGCUCGUUAGGGCAAACACGAAGCAGCUGGGCCACGCCCCCCAACUCCCGCGACCGGCGAAACGGCUUACGCCCCGAUCUGCAUGUGCACCCAGACCCCAAUAAUCAAUCCCCCAGCGAAUCUGGCGCAGCUGUCAGGCUACCUCCUGACAUUAACAUCACUUCUUGUUUGGCAGCAUUCCUGUCUUCAUGUGAGGUACAAAGGCAUCCAUUUUGGAGUUGUGUUAAACAACUCAGACAACGGCCAACUGUACUACCCCUUUCUUUUCGUUACAGGAAUCCACCCACCACAGAAUAAGGCAAGUUGAAGGCAUACUAUGCAGGAUUAUAAAAUAACUAUGCUAAGACAUAUCUAUGAUGGCAAGCUCAGUCUUUACGCACUUUUGCUGAGUUUGUGCACCUUUCACCUGUAUUUAUUAUUCAAAAAUGUGUUCAGGGUUGUUUCUGGGUGUAGCACUCUUUUCUGUGUGGGGAGGGGUGGGUGUGGCUACAGAGCCUGUGGUUUGGGAUCAAAUUCCAGCAAAGUGUUUGUUGCUCAUUCGCUGCUGCAAGGCUGAUACAAAGAAGCCUAGAUACAGCGAAGCAAAAAAGACUAGUGGACCGGUGGUUGCACGAUGAGAGGUCAUGAGUUGGAGUACAUCCGAGAACAGUUUGCAUGGGUUGGAGACGCAUACACUGAUCUUAGACUGGAAACAUGAGGCCUUAGCCGAUGUGUUGGCAGAUGUGAAGGCUGCCAGCAAGGUGUGAUAUGAGGUCAGGUCAUCAGAGGAUCUGGAUUUUCUCCACUUCCUCUCUGCAGCCCGUAGCAAGGUUCUGCUGGAGCGUAGUGAUUCAGUCAGCCACGGGCUGGGGCAUGAUGAUCGUUCUGGUUUGGAGACAAGAGGACAAAGUGAGUCAAGCGGCUGGGAAAGGCAUGAGUUGAAGGUGGAGGUAGCAGGGUCAACAGGCAGGUUAAAGAAUGACAACAGUCCACAAACAACAGCAUCAAAAAAUUAACAUCUAAAAACAUUAUAGUAUGAAAACAAAAUACAAAAGCUUUACAUGUUUCUAUUGUUUGUGAUUUAUUAUAACACAUUCAGAUUGACACAUAAGCACAAGUAAGGGGGGGGUAAUUGUGCCCCUGCCUCAUAUGACGGUUUGUCUAACAGAGAAGGGGACCAUGUGAGCAGUAGCAGGGAAAUCCCGGAUUCCCCCUGUCAAUUUGCACCCUACCUAUUCCCCAGUAACUGUCUAUUCCCCCCUUUACAGACACUCCCAAUAUCCCCCUCCCAUUUAUAGGCAAGACAAGUUUAUUUGUACAGCACCUUUCAUACACAAAGGCAAUUCAAAGUGCUUCACAUAGAUACAGAAUAAGACACAAUAGAUACUUGGGAGCUUCAGCCCAAUCGAACAGAAUGCGAAUCCUGACAUAAAAUUCUUCUGUAGUUGCACUCAGGGUAAUAUCAAAUCAUGAUACAUUUAGUUCUGGCUAAUUGAAAACAACAUGACUUGUUUAGAACUCCUUAAAGUGAUUUGCAAGCCCAUGGAUAGAGCAUUUAUAUUUACAGCUUGCAUUUUAUUAAUAUUUAAGCUGGUCUUGCUGGUCACUGCAGAGCAAAGUCCAUGUUGGGAUCUUAUGCCAUUUCUAACGAUGAGGUGCAGGUUAAGCACUCACAUACAACAUUAAGACUACUUACUGGCUCGUCAGAAAGAACCUAGCAGACACCAUGGCCCGCCGUGUAGCAGUGAUUGGGGCAGGAUGCUCAGGACUGGCCUGUAUCAAGUGCUGCCUGGAUGAGGGGCUGGUGCCUGUCUGCUUCGAGAGCGGGGAUGACAUCGGGGGAAUGUGGAGGUACAAGGAGAGGCCUGAGCCAGACCAUUGCAGUAUCUACCGCUCCCUCAUUACCAACACCUCCAAAGAGUUCAUGUGCUUCAGCGACUUCCCCAUGCCGGACCAUUACCCAAACUACCUGCAUCACUCGCAGCUGCUGCAGUACUUGCGCUUAUACGCAGCGCAUUUUGACCUCCUGCGGCACAUUCGCUUCCAGACCACUGUCUGCUGUGUGAAGGAGGGGCCUCAAUUCUCUCAUUCUGGCCAGUGGGAAGUGGAGACUAAGAACGGAGUCGGUGACAAAGAGAGGCACAUCUUUGAUGCUGUUCUGGUGUGUACAGGGCAUUUUACCCGUCCUGCCAUGCCACUUGAAGACUUCCCAGGCGUAGAGACCUUUGAGGGAAAGUGUUACCACAGCUGGGAAUACAGGCACCCGGAUGCCCUCCAGGGUAAGAGGGUUGUUGUGGUGGGGAUCGGUAACUCUGGAGGGGACAUUGCUGUGGAGAUCAGCAGGGCAGCGCGGAAGACCUUCCUCAGCACGCGUCAGGGCGCCUGGGUCAUAGGUCGCAUGUCUGACGGAGGGCUCCCGGUAGAUAUGACAAUGAUCACCCGCUGCAGGAGUUUGCUUAUGCACUUUUUGCCCAAAGCCUUGGUACACUGGGCAGGGGAGAGGGGUCUGAACCAGAAGUAUGACCAUAGGCUCUACGGCCUGCUUCCCAAGCACAGAUUACUGGAGGGCAGGACUCUCAUCAAUGAUGACCUUCCUGGCCGCAUUCUCUCGGGGGCAUUGGUCAUGAAGCCUCACCUCCAGGGGUUCCGAGGCUCCAGCGUGGUUUUUGAGGAUGGCACCGUGGAGGACCAGAUUGAAGCUGUGGUCUUCUGCACGGGCUACAACUACUCUUUUCCCUUCCUUCCUUCCUCCCUCUUUCAAGGCCAUGGGCAUGAGCUGACGCUGUAUCACCAUGUCUUCUCGCCCACCCUAAAGCACCCCACUCUGGCUAUAAUGGGCCUAGUGAGCGCCAGAGGGCCCUUCAUGCCUGUAGUGGAGAUGCAGGCUCGCUGGGCAACUAGAGUGUUCACAGGGCUGAACCAACUUCCACCAAAAAAAACAAUGCUGAACAUGAUUGAGACUCAAAGGAAAAGAUUUUUGAAAAGUUAUCCUUGUCCCAAGCUUGCAGCUGUCCAAGUGGAUUACAUCACUUACAUGGAUGAACUGGCGAAGAAGGUGGGGGUGCGGCCCAACUUCCUGGGCCUGCUGCUGCGAGACCCUCGUCUGGGUCUGAGUGUGCUGCUGGGUCCCUGCACCCCGUACCAGUACCGGCUGCGUGGACCGGGGCGGUGGGAGGGGGCUCGCCAGGCCAUACUCACGCAGUGGGAGCGGGUGGCCAAACCCAUGAAGACGCGCCCUGUACCAGAGCCCCAACCCUCUGCCGCGCCUCUGUUGCUCACUGUCUCUUGUGCUGCCCUGCUGCUCACUGCCGUCUACUCUCAACGCAAAACCCCUGCCGUCCUGCCGGAUCCUGCAGCCGUCCUGAACAGACUCUGCUCCCUACCAGGGAUCAUGUGGAAGAUGUGCCCCUGCCUGAAACUAUGAACACGGGAUUAAACUUAGCUUUGGUUAGAGCAGUGGUCUCCAACCCUGGUCCUGGAGAGAUACAGGGUCUGCUGGUUUUCAUAGUGACUCUGCACUUCAUGAAUCAAUCAGAGCAGUUGAUUACACAGUUUACUCAACUGACCUGGUGUCUUGGGUCUCAACUGGGCGCUGAUUUUACGGAAAAAACAAAAACCAGCAGACCCUGUAGCUCUCCAGGACCAGCGUCCACUGGAGACCACUGGGUUAGAGAGUGCAGAGUGCCAGUGGAGCUUGAGCGCGUGUGACUGUAAUUGGACUGGAGCAGUGAGCAGGUUUUCCGAAAUGUGGAGGGCUGGCGUGUCCAGUACAGCUCAAGUGACACAAGCCAGCUCUGGAAUUAUCGCUUACGUUCUGGGUGUCACGUAAAAGUCCGGACAAUGGUAGUUAGCCAAUGAGGCGAUAAGAUGUUUCUAUAAUGUUUGACUUGGGUGAGAACUGUGUUUUGUUGUUGAUAUUUUGGUGAAUCAUUAUUGAAAAAUAAAGGCUCACAUUGAGGACAUACA